Messenger RNA from Notothenia coriiceps (black rockcod), 1788 nucleotides. Its product is annotated as tetratricopeptide repeat protein 39C-like. The transcript has 5 exons. Gene Ontology annotation, biological process: cilium assembly; otolith morphogenesis. The coding region runs from base 337 to 1224 and encodes 295 amino acids. The record is from RefSeq and is a predicted model, not a curated record. Lineage: Eukaryota; Metazoa; Chordata; Actinopteri; Perciformes; Nototheniidae.
CCAUCCUGUCACGCUGCUGUGCGUUAUGACGCGGGGCUGCAUUACGUGAGACUGUCGACUCAGCACCGGAUCUUGCUUAUGUAACGCUGCUGCAAGAGGAGAGGAGCGGAGGACUGACGGAUGGCUAAUUUACUGAUAAAUAACGGCGAGUUGGCUGAUGUCUGAGCGGCUGCCGGCGGAGAGAACAAUGCUGGGUGUAGGUCGCCGGGCCGCAGUGUGAGAGCCGGGUCUGGGCACCAGGGGCCUGUCCCUCCGCACAGUCUGCAGCCUGCGGAACAUUCUGAUUUUUCUGCAGAUAAGAGGUUGAAUUGGUCUCCUUUCUGCAGGAAUAAACCAAUGCGGGUUUGUUUUAGAAGAGAAACGCCUUCACAUUCUGAUCCUCACCAUCCUUUCUGUACUGAUCCGGCGGACAGCGCUGUGAUAAACAUGGCGGGUCCGGAGCAGUGCCAGCAGCAGGUGGAGGAGCAGGCGGAGCGCAUAGAUGAUGCUGAGAUGGCUCUGCAGGGCAUCAACAUGCUGCUCAACAACGGCUUCAAGGAGAGCGACGAGCUCUUCAGGAGAUACAGGACCCACAGCCCGCUGAUGAGCUUUGGGGCCAGUUUCGUCAGUUUCCUGAACGCCAUGAUGACAUUUGAGGAGGAGAAGAUGCAGACGGCCUGCGACGACCUGAGGACCACGGAGAAGCUGUGUGAAAGCGACAGCGCCGGGGUCAUCGAGACAAUCAGGAACAAGAUUAAAAAGAGUAUGGACUCACAGAGGUCGGGCGUGGUGGUGGUGGACCGCCUGCAGAGACAGAUCAUCGUUGCUGACUGUCAGGUGUACCUCGCCGUGCUCUCCUUCGUCAAGCAGGAACUCUCAGCUUAUAUCAAAGGAGGCUGGAUUCUCCGUAAGGCGUGGAAGAUGUACAACAAGUGCCACAGUGACAUCAGCCAGCUGCAGGCGGGCAGUGAGCAGAGGUCCUCCCUUCACCAGGAGCCCCUCACCACGGACAACGCCAACCACAACGCCCCAGUGGAGAGCUGCGUGACGGCCGAGGCCCUGGACCGGCUCAAGGGCUCCGUCAGCUUCGGCUACGGCCUCUUCCACCUGUGCAUCUCCAUGGUACCGCCUCACCUGCUCAAGAUCAUCAACCUGCUGGGUUUCCCCGGCGACCGUCACCAGGGCCUGUCCUCCCUCAUGUAUGCAAGCGAGAGCAAGGACAUGAAGGCACCACUCGCUACGUGAGUAAACUUCCUUUUAAUUAUUAUUCAGUUUUUAUAACAGAGACACAGCAUUGGUGCUGAUGGGGGAACUGAACUGAAAACCAUAAUAAAUGUUACCAUCAAACUUCCCCAGUUCAUUUAUUAUAUUAAGACAAUUAUUAAACUUUUAUCAUGUUUAAAUAUGCAAACGAGGAAUUAUCUUAUGAAAUAUGUGAUUAUUAUUAUUAUACAUUUCCGCAAACAUUAAACUGACCUUUGGAUGAAGCAUGGUUCAAAAUUAUUGUUUUAUGUUGUUGCCAUAUUACAGAAGAAGCUUUCAGAAUCAUUGUGUCACUCCAAAAAUCUGAAAAUCAUAAAUCGCCAUAUUUUCAAGGAAUAUAAGUGAAAAUAAAUCGGGCUAUUAACAAGAUUUAACCAAACCCCUCAACAGAAUAAUGAUAUGAAUGAGUGGAGAUUUCUGUUUUUCAGUUUUUCUACUCUUAGUAUUAGAAGAAUGUUAUUUUAGGAAACAGUCCUUAAAAAUAUGGAUUGUAACACAUACUGGUUAAAAUGUUAAAAUAUAAGGCAUUAUCUAAAGCUUACUUUU